Schistocerca serialis cubense is the source of this 704-nucleotide messenger RNA. RefSeq lists its product as uncharacterized. Lineage: Eukaryota; Metazoa; Arthropoda; Insecta; Orthoptera; Acrididae. The record is from RefSeq and is a predicted model, not a curated record. The coding region runs from base 44 to 358 and encodes 104 amino acids. The transcript has 3 exons.
UGAUAAUGUAAUACCGAGAGCAGUAGUAUUUCUUACGAGUACAAUGAAGGCUCCUCUGUUCUUUGUUGCUGCACUGGUCGCAGUUGCGGUGGUGCACGGACAACCAGAAGAGUCGACCACUGCCGCCAUCAACAGUGAGGAACAGCCGUCCGCCACCAUCCCAGCUGUGAGAACAUUGGUGGCGGCGUCGUACGCGGAAGAAGACGAGGAUACCAUUUGUGUCCAGGCAGACAACAAGUUCUACUUGUAUGCCAAUUCACUGAAGCUGUAUUCUUGCUACCACCUGCUACCGAAGGUUUACGUGGUGAAACCAAAGAGUCUAUGUAAACCAGUCCUGUCAGACUGUCCCAAGAACUAGUGUGUCGGCUCAUCCUGGAGGAACUGAUUCUUCUGGGACUGAGUGAAGACGAGAUGGCUGUGCUUCUGACUGAAGACAUCAACAAUUUUCACGGAAAGCAGUAAAUUCCUAGAGUGUAGAACUUACCUCUUUCACUAGCAACAAAAACCGGUGGAAUCAACUUAUAUUCUUUUAUGACAGUGUCUGAUUGGUUCACGAUAUGCAAUAAAUCAGCUUCACAAUCAGGCUAGAAACUGAGUGCAAAAAUUAUUAUUUAAAACAUGGUUUUACGUGUUUUUUUAAUCUUUCUUUUAGCCUUGUAAUAGUUUUAUUCUGAUACAAUAAAACUGUACUUUCAUGUCGUCAA